GUGCAGUAUGGCGCUUACGUGAACAUAGGUGGUCUUGGCUCUGUUAUCAAGCUCAUGUUUGCUGGCAUUUUAUUUCUUCUUCUUGUGAAGUUUAGCUUUGGAAGAAACCUUCUGACAAAAUACCCAGAAUUUUUCUCUGCUGGACGCUUCACAAAGAAAGGACCAACCCAGAAACAGUUGGAUGGAACCUCUUUCACAAUGACUUUUUUUGGUGAGGGUUACAGUGAGGGGCAAGAUCUGCAGAAUGGCAAACCAAAUGUAAAGAUCUGCACCGAAGUGAAGGGGCCAGAGCCUGGCUAUGUUGCUACACCAAUUGCAAUGGUUCAAGCAGCUGUCUCUCUUCUGGAAGAUGCAGCUUGUCUGCCUAAACAAGGUGGUGUCUAUUCUCCAGGAGCUGCCUUCUCCAAAACAAAACUGAUUGAUCGCCUGAGCAAAUGUGGUGUUGAGUUCUCUGUUAUUAGCAAGCCUGAAGUCUGA
This is a messenger RNA of Leptosomus discolor (cuckoo roller), 477 nucleotides long. Lineage: Eukaryota; Metazoa; Chordata; Aves; Leptosomiformes; Leptosomidae. The record is from RefSeq and is a predicted model, not a curated record.